AGAGAGAGAGAGGUGAAGAAGAUAACAGAGGAGAAGAGGAAGGAGGAGGAGAAGGAGCGCCGUAACUGUUGAUCUCUUCAGUUUAGCCCUGAAUCCUCAAACCAGUACAUACCCAGUACAGUAUUCUCCAAAGGGCAUUCAUCUUCUGUGUUGUUCUCUCUCUCUCUCGAACAAAUAGUCUCAUAGUCUUCUCCAGUUCUCUGCAGUGAAAAGCUCCAACCUUUGCCUGUGUCUGUCUCUUGCUCUCUCUCUCUCUCUCUCUCUGUCUCCCUCUUCUUUCUUCCCCACUGGUGAUUCGUUGGGCCAUUUUGGGGGGUCAAAAAGAAAUUUCUGAGGUGGUGGCUUGUUGAAUCGACAUCGUUGGUUUUCCUGUCUGCACUUCCUCGGCUGCUGAACCUGCAGAGCUUUCUUCUGCUUGAUUUGGUGCUUGGGUUUGAGAUCUAUCAGUGUUGUCUCGGUCAAUCUCAUGCUGAGACAGUCCAUUGCAUCUCUCUCUCUCCUCUGAACUUCAGAUCUUGAGGGCUGAGCAGGAGGCAGAUUGAUGGAAAAGGAAGCGAAGAAUCAAAGGGCAAAGGAACCUGAUUUUGUGUUGCAAUGGGGGAAUAGGAAGAGGCACAGAUGUGUGAAGGUCAAGAGCAAAGACCCCAGCAUCGCCCCGACAUCCGCCAACAACAACAACAACAACAACAACAACCACAGCAACCUCAGCACCAGCAAAUUUUCAUCUGAUUCUAUGACGAGGAAGAGGUUGAACUCAAGUGUGUUAAACCCCAAGAAGGAUUCAUUUUCUCAGUCACCGCAUAGAGGUCUCACUAGGAGCUCUGACCCUCCUGCGAAUAAGAGGAAGCCAUCUCAGCAUUCACCGGAGAAGGAAGAUCGGUUCUACACUACAAGGGGAUCGGUGGGAGCAGACGAGAAUGGUAAAUUGUUAUUGGAUCACAAUGCGAAGAACGACAAAGGCGCUGUGGUCUGGCCAAAACUGUUUCUUUCAUUAUCAAGCAAAGAGAAGGAAGAGGAUUUCAUGGCUUUCAAAGGGUGUAAACCUCCUCAGAGGCCUAAAAAGAGAGCCAAGUUGAUCCAAAGGAGUGUUCUCUUGGUGUGUCCUGGUACUUGGCUAUCAGAUCUGUCCCACGAGAGGUACGAAGUGAGAGAGAAGAAGGCUUCUAAGAAGAAGCCCAGAGGAUUGAAGGCCAUGGGAAGCAUGGAGAGCGAAUCGGAAUGAGACAGACGGCACGACCCGACGGAGGAAGGAAAGGAAAGCGGGCUACAGUGAUGAUAAAAUCCAUAUAUGAUCUUUUUCUUCUUUUUGAUAGUUGAGAGAGUGAAUGGGAUGGUUAAAAAUUUGGGAGGUGUUUUAUUUGGUCAUAUCUUGAUGUAGAAAAAAAAGAUCACCGUUCCAUUUUUAGAUAUGCAAAAAUCAAAGUUCUCAUGUC
This is a messenger RNA of Punica granatum (pomegranate), 1433 nucleotides long. The record is from RefSeq and is a predicted model, not a curated record. NCBI's taxonomy places the organism in Eukaryota, Viridiplantae, Streptophyta, Magnoliopsida, Myrtales, Lythraceae.